CAAGACCACAGAGAUUUGACUUCUCAGUUUCCUGUGAGGACAACUCCUCAUGGCUUGAGAGGAGGGGCCCACUAGUCCUCAGACUUGUGAGGAGGUGAAAGGAAGCCUAGUUUGGGUUCAGUCUCAGAGAACCGGCACUUAACACUGAGGAUAUUCUGAACCCUGAAUACUGAGCUGACAUGGGCAAAUCCUCCCAUACACAGGAAGUGUGUGUGUCGGUAAAUCAGAGAAGUUGUCAUGACCUGUGACCCAUAGCAGCCCACUAGAAGAGGUCUGAAUAAAGAGAACCUUGCCCUCAAAAAAAUAAAUAAAUACUGCUCAUGCUGCUGAGACAGGUAGGUUCUGGGAUCCUGGGCGACACCCUGUAUUUUGCUGCUGCUCCCAAGGAAGAGGGUUGGAGUCAGCCAGAAAUGUGAACACCAGACCCCUCUUCACUUUGGCCUAGCCCCACUGCCCGCCCUUCCUUCCCUUCCACACUGUGAUGAGUGCAGCAGCUGGUGCAGCGCCCCUGGCCCCUGGUAGAGGCAAAGGGGUCAAGCUGAGCCCAGCCUCCCCCCCCCCACUUCGCUUCCUACUGCGCUUCUUCCUGUGGCCAUUUCCCCAAAGGAAGCUCCCCUCCCGGUCACUGCUCAGUGCUGAUGCCACCGUCACAGCCAGUGGGGCCACUUCCCAAAAGUGCUCUAUGAAAACAUGGGGGCUUUUCAGUGAACCUCCACAACUGCUUCCUUUCCCAAAGAGCUGAGGACAUAUUUUAAUGAGAAGCAAGAUAUCUUCUUUCUCCAGCUGAGAGGUUUCUAGCACCCAGCCAUGCAAAUUGAACUCUGCACCUGCUUCUUCCUGGGCCUUCUGCAAUCCAGCUUAAGUGCCACCAGAAGAUACUACUUGGGCGCAGUGCCCCUGACCUGGGACUACACACACAGCGAGCUGCUGGCUGAGCUGCAAGCAGACACCAGGUCUGCUGCUAGAACGCCAAGACUGCUUCCUGACAACACCUCAGCCAUGUAUACAAAGACUGUGUUUGUGGAGUUCACCGAUCACCUCUUCAGAGUCGCCAAGCCCAGGCCCCCCUGGAUGGGUCUGCUGGGCCCUACCAUCCGGGCUGAGGUUUCUGACACAGUGGUCAUCACACUGAAGAACAUGGCCCCCCACCCCGUCAGUCUGCAUGGCAUUGGCGUCUCAUUUUGGAAAGCUUCUGAAGGUGCUGAGUAUGAGGACCAGACCAGCCAGCAGGAGAAGACAGAUGGCAAAGUCAUGCCUGGGGCUAGCCACACCUAUGUCUGGCAGGUCCUGAAAGAGACCGGCCCAACAGCCUCGGCCUCAGAACCACCGUGUCUCACCUACUCCUACCUCUCUCACGUGGACCUAGUCAAAGACCUGAACUCGGGCCUCAUUGGAGCACUGCUGGUCUGCAGAGAAGGGACUCUGGCGGAAGAAAGCACACAGCCCACACGUGAAUUUGUACUACUCUUUGCUGUAUUUGAUGAAGGGAGAAGCUGGUACUCGGGAACAAAUGGCUCCUUGGUCCAGGAGCCCAAGGUGCACACAGUUAAUGGCUAUGCCAACAGGUCCCUGCCAGGGCUGACUGGCUGUCACCGGAAGUCAGUGUACUGGUAUGUGAUUGGAAUGGGUACUAGCCCGGAAGUGCACUCCAUCGUCCUGGAGGGCCACACAUUUCUAGUGAGGAACCAUCGCCUGGCAUCUUUAGAGAUUUCGCCGAUAACUUUCCUCACUGCUCAGACAGUCCUUAUGGAUCUUGGCCAGUUCCUACUGUUUUGUCAUAUCUCUUCCCACCAACACGAUGGUAUGGAAGCUUAUGUCAAAGUGGAGAGCUGCCCAGACAAACCCCAAGUGAGGAGGAAAACUACUGAGGAGGAGGAUUAUGAUGACAGUUACGAUUCGGACAUGGAUGUGGUCAGAUUUGACGACGACCCCUUGUCUCCAUCUCUCCAAAUGCGCUCUGUUGCCAAGAAGCGUCCUAAGACGUGGGUGCACUUCAUUGCUGCUGAAGAGGAGGACUGGGACUACGCCCCCACGCUGCUCUCCACCAAGGACAGUGGAAGUUACAAAAGUCUUUAUUUGAACAACGGUCCUCAGAGGAUUGGCAAGAAGUACAAAAAAGCUCGCUUUGUGGCAUACACAGAUGGGACGUUCGCAGCCCGCAAAGCCGUGCAGUCGGGAUCGGGAAUCCUGGGGCCCUUGCUAUAUGGAGAAGUGGGCGACACACUGCUGAUUAUAUUUAAGAACAAAGCCAGCCGGCCAUACAACAUUUACCCACAUGGAAUCACCGCUGUCAGUCCUUUGCACUCAGGGAGAUUGCCAAGAGGUGCGAAGCAUCUGAGAGAUCUGGCGAUUCUGCCAGGAGAGAUGUUCAAGUACAAGUGGACUGUGAUGGCAGAGGAUGGGCCCACCAAGUCAGACCCCCGCUGCCUGACCCGUUACUACUCAAGCUCCAUUGACCGGGAUAGAGACCUAGCUUCGGGGCUCAUUGGCCCUCUCCUCAUCUGCUACAAGGAGUCUGUAGACCAAAGGGGAAACCAGAUGAUGUCAGACAAGAGGAAUGUCAUCCUGUUCUCUGUGUUUGAUGAGAAUCGGAGCUGGUACCUCCCAGAGAACAUGCAGCGCUUCCUUCCCAGUGCAGACGGGGCACUGGCCCAGGACUCGGGGUUCCAGGCUUUCAACAUCAUGCACAGCAUCAACGGUUAUGUCUUUGACAGCUUGCAAUUCUCAGUGUGUCUGCAUGAGGUGGCCUACUGGUACAUUCUCAGUGUUGGAGCACAGACUGACUUCCUCUCGAUCUUCUUCUCUGGGUAUACCUUCAAACACAAACUGGUUUAUGAAGACACACUCACUUUGUUCCCGUUCUCAGGAGAAACCGUCUUCAUGUCAAUGGACAACCCAGGUCUGUGGGUUCUGGGGUGCCACAACUCGGACUUUCGGAACAGAGGCAUGACAGCCUUAGUGAAGGUUUCUAUUUGUGACCGAAACACUGAAAAUUACGAUGAGAAUGAAUAUGAAGCUAUCCCGGCCUCCUUUCUGACUGAAAACACUAUCAUUGCCCCCAGAAGCUUCUCCCAGAACUCAGGGCAAAAGCCUAGCACGAGGCAAAAGCAAUCCAACUUGAGCACCAGUCCAGAACAUGACAGAGAGAAGACUGGCCAGCAGUCACUCACAGUACCAAAUGUCUCCUCUAGGGAUUGGCUGAUGCUCUUGGGACAGGAUCCGACUCCACAAGCCCUAGCACAGCCUGGACUCCAGAAAGCCAUGCCUGUGACCACUGACCAGUCAUCUGGAGCCACAGACAGCACUGAGGAACUCAGGGAAGUACCACAUCUCGGACCAGAGCUGAGUCACGGCGCAGUCAGAGUCUCCACUCCCGAGCCACAGCUUCAGCUCAGUUUAAGUGAGAACUGGCAGGCUACUGGUGCAGUGGAGUUAAAGAGGCUUGAGUUACAACUCUCUAGUUCACAGAGCACUUCAAUAGCAUCACCAACAACCCCAGCAGGCAAGCUGGCAACAGGCACUGAAAAGAUGGGUUUCUCAAGAUCCCUAGAUGUGCCAGUCAACUCUAGUAGCCAGUCAAGCACCACUGUGUUUGACAAAGACUCAUCUAGCCUUGGUGGGCCUGGUGUGUCCUUGGGCUUGAGUGAGAGAGAUAAUGAUUCUGAGUUGUUAGAAACAGCUUUAAGGAACAACCAAGCAAGUUUACUGAAUGACAGUGCAUUAGUAGUGGGGAGUGAUUGGCUAACGAAAGAGAAAAUAGUUCAUGGACCUACUUCACUGGCCAGAUCUAAUGCGUCAGUCAACAGUGCUGAAUCCUUGGUACACAAGGCCUUGGUGAACUCAACAGUGAACAGAAAGUCUCCCACUGAAGGCCCAACAUUGGAGAACAGAACACUAGUCUGGGAAGAUGUCGGGGAAAACACUACUGAGUUUCAAGAGCUGGCUUCUUUGGUUAACAACAACACAUUUGUGGAUAAAUAUACCGCAGCUUUGGGACUAAUGUAUGUGUUAAAUGAAACAUCUUCACCCCAAAGUAUGGAAAUGGUUCACUCAAGGAAAGAGGGCCCAGUACUACAAGGUACAGAAACUGCGAAUAAGUCUUUCUUGAAGAUGCUCUUGCCAGAGUCAGAGAACUGGCUGAGAAGGACCCAGGACAGGAUCUCCAUGAGCUCUGAACAAGGGUCUGGUCCAAAGCAAUUCAUGUCUUUGGGGUCAGACACAUCUAGGUGGGCUUACAAUUCCCUAGCAGGGACAAAUAAGACAGUAGUGGCAGAGGGUGGGUUUGCAAAGGAUACAGGACUCCCAGAUGACAAGAGCAAAUUUCCUGCUCACUUGGGUAAUGGCCAAGUUGUUGCACACACUGAGGAGAAAGAGUCUUGGGAGGAGCUAGAAAGGGAGGAAAGAUCAGUCCAAGAGGACAUAGUGUUGCCUGGGACACAUGAAGUGACUGGAACUAAGUGUCGGCUGCAGAGCCUUUUCUUACUGAGCACUGGGCAAAGUCGACAUGCCUCAGGGACAGGGGCACACCCUAGCAGGCCAGUGACCAAUUCAGUGUCUCCCUCGGGCAGACCUACAGAUUUGAGCGGGAGUCCCCCACAGGACAGCUCUCCUCUGCUGUCAGGCUCAUCCUCCGGUCACACCUCCAAGGAGAGGAACGCUGCUAUCCAAGAAGAUAGUCAUCUCCUACCAAGAGUCAACAGAAGUCACCUUUCUUCAGCCAGCCUAACGAUGGACAUGAUGGGAGAUCAGGGAGAGACCAGCCCCCUGGGGCAGCCUGCCACGACCCCACUCACACACAAGAACCUCGAGCAAACUGAGCUCUUGAAAUCAGGCUUAUCAGUAGCAGCUGAGAAUAAAGUCCGCGUUCGUCAAGGAAGCCCUUUCCCCACGAACGCCAGUGCUGCUUCUGUUCAAAUGGGUCUCGUGCGAAAGAGCACUGUUCAGGAAGCAGAGGUCCCCGUAACGCUGAUUAAAGUUCCUACUCCUGGAGGAGAGCCCUUUCUGAGAUGGGUAACAAAAAGCUCUAGAAAGAGUCCCUCCAGUGUGCCACCUGCGCUGGCUUGGGAUAACCAGUAUACUGGCCAGGUGCCAGAAGGGUGGCUAUCCCAAGAGAGGUCUCAAGAAAGCAUCACUUUUACCACAAAGGACACCAUUCCACCCCUGGAGCCUUGUGAAAACCGCAAUUCCACAGCAGCGGUGAGCAAGGGUCAAGAGACACCCCAAAGAGAAGGCCACCGGGCAGAGCAAGAUGGGAUGGGACAAAUGCGCUUGCCAAGCCUGCCAGCCCCAAGUGGUCACCUAAGAGAAGCGAGCCCUCCGUCCCUGUGGCCAGACGAAGACAAGGUGGACUAUGAUGACGUCUUCUCAACUGAGUCCGAGAGGGAAGAUUUUGACAUCUACGGCGAAUAUGCAAACCAGGACCUGCGCAGCUUUCAAAAGAGAACAAAGAGAACGCGGCACUACUUCAUUGCGGCAGUGGAGCGGCUCUGGGACUUCGGCCUGAGCAGGGUCGGCGGUGCCGUGGACAGCAGAGCUCCGAGAGGAGGUGUCCCUCAGUUCAAGAAGGUGGUUUUCCAGGAAUUUACCGAUGGCUCCUUCACUCAGCAGCUGUACCGCGGGGAGCUCAAUGAACACUUGGGAAUCUUGGGGCCAUAUAUCAGGGCUGAGGUUGAAGAGAAUAUCAUGGUGACUUUCAGAAACCUGGCCUCUCGCCCCUACUCCUUCUAUUCUAGCCUCAUUUCCUAUGAGGAUGACCAGCAGCGAGGCACAGAGGCCAGGAGCGAGUCUGUAGAGCCCGACGAGACCAGGAUGUACUUCUGGAAGGUGCAGCACCACAUGGCACCCACAAAAGACGAGUUUGACUGCAAGGCCUGGGCUUACUUCUCCGACGUGGAUCUGGAGAAGGACAUGCACUCGGGCCUCAUCGGGCCCCUACUCAUCUGCCGCGAGGGCGUGCUCAGCCCUGCCCACGGGAGGCCGCUGACAGUGCAGGAGUUCGCUCUGCUCUUCACCAUCUUUGAUGAGACCAAGAGCUGGUACUUCCAGGAGAACGUGGAGAGAGCUGGCGGGACCCCCUGCAAGGCCCAGCUGGAGGACCCCACACUGGGAGGCAACUGCCGCUUCCAUGCAAUCAACGGCUACGUGAGGGAUGCCCUCCCCGGCUUGGUGCUGGCACAGGAGCAGAGAAGCCGCUGGUACCUGCUGAGCAUGGGCAGCAGCGCCGACAUCCACUCCAUCCACUUCAGCGGCCACGUGUUCACCAUGCGCAAGGAGGAUGGGCCUGGGCUGGCCAUGUGCAACCUCUACCCGGGCAUUUUCCAAACAGUGGAACUGCUACCAUCCAAAGCUGGGAUCUGGCGCAUAGAAUGCCUUAUCGGGGAGCACCUGCAGGCAGGGAUGAGUGCCCUUGUCCUGGUGUACACCAAGCAGUGUAAGACUCCUCUGGGCAUGGCAUCUGGACGCAUUCAAGACUUCCAGAUCACAGCUUCAGGACAGUAUGGCCAGUGGGCCCCAAAGCUGGCUAGACUUCACUAUUCUGGAGCAGUGAACGCCUGGAGCACCAAGGAGCCCUUUUCCUGGAUCAAGGUGGACCUUUUAGCACCAAUGAUCGUUCAUGGCAUCAUGACCCAGGGUGCCCGCCAGAAGCUCUCCAGCCUCUACAUCUCCCAGUUCAUCAUCAUGUACAGUCUUGAUGGAAAUAAGUGGCAGACUUACCGAGGGAAUUCCACCGGGACCUUAAUGGUCUUCUUUGGCAAUCUGGAUUCAUCUGCAAUCAAACACAAUGUUUUUGACCCUCCGAUUAUCGCUCGGUACAUCCGUUUGCACCCAACACAUUACAGCGUGCGCAGUACUCUCCGCAUGGAGUUGAUGGGCUGUGACUUAAACAGCUGCAGCAUGCCGCUGGGGAUGCAGAGCAACGCGAUCCAGGAUGCACAGGUUACUGCCUCGUCCUACUUACAUAGCGUCUUUGCCGCCUGGCCCCCUUCACAAGCCAGACUUCACCUGCAGGGGAGGAUGAAUGCCUGGAGACCCCAGGUGAGCAAUCUGAAGCAGUGGCUGCAGGUGGACUUGCAGAAGACAACGAGAGUCACAGGACUAGCCACCCAGGGCGUGAAGUCUCUCCUUGUCAGCAUGUACGUGAAGGAGUUUGUCGUCUCCAGCAGUCAAGACGGCCGCAGCUGGACUCUGUUUCCUCAGAAUGGCAGUGUAAAGGUGUUUCAAGGGAACCAGGAUGCCAGCACACCAGUGGUGAACACCCUGGACCCGCCUCUCCUCACCCGCUUCGUGCGGGUGCACCCACGAGCCUGGGCCCAGAACAUCGCCCUGCGCCUGGAGCUCCUGGGCUGUGUGGCCCAGCAGCCUUUCUGAGACCUUUUGCUCCCUCUUGAGCCUGCUUGUCCUGUUCCCGAAGCCAGGCCGGCACACAUCACCCAGAAGCGCAAGUCCUGACGUUGCCUCCUUGCCCAGGCUGCUCCGACAGUGGCUGGUCUUCACCUGGAAGCUUCUUCCCAGGAAACCCAGGCCUCUGACACUUACGGCUCCGCUCCCUCCCUGGUUGACAGACGAAAGAGGCGCAUGAUGGGAGCUUUGCAGAUUAGGCCUCAGGCAUUGAGAAUAAACCUCUCCUCGCUUAGAGUUUGUCACCCUCACUGGGUUCACAUCACCAAGAGAAAAGUCAAAAGGCAUGUCUCCUUACAGUCUGCAGAAGGGAUAGUAUGAAGGUACCAUUAAAAUCUGUGUUGCCCCCUUACAGACAGAUGCAAUGCUAUUCAUUGUUUGUCUUCAGGACCAUUGGGAUCUCAAACACUGACGCAUGGGGGUGGGAUUCAAGACCCCAGCUCUCUACACAGAAUCAUGCAACUGAGUGGCUUUAAAAGUUAGAUUUAGUAAAUUGGUCCAACCCCUGCAGAGAGCAGUCUGGAGAACUCUCACAAGGCUAGAAGUGAACCCACCCUAUGAUCCUGCAAUUCCUCUCCUAGGGAUAGAUCCUAAGGAACCAGACACACCCAUCCAAAAAGAUUUGUAUGCACCUAUGUUCAUAGCAGCAUGGUUUGUAAUAGCUGAAACCUGGAAGCAGCCCAGAUGUCCAACAACAGAUGAGUGACUGAGCAAGUUGUGGUCUGGAUACACAAUGGAACACUACUCAGCUAAUAACAAUGGUGACUUCACCAUUUUCAGCCCAUCUUGGAUGGAGCUUGAAGAGACCAUGUGAAGUGAAAUAAGUCAGAAACGGAAGGAUGAAUAUGGGAUGAUCUCACUCUCAGGCAGAAGUUGAAAAACAAGAUCAAAAGAGAAAAUGCUAAGCAGAACUUGGACUGGAGUUAGUGUAUUGCACCAAAGUAAAAGACUCUGGGGUGAGUGGGGUGGCGGAGUUCAGGUCCUGGAUGUGAAGGCAGAAGCCCUAGUGGGGUUGUAUUGUUAUGUGGAAAACUGUAAAUGUUAUGUAUGUACAAACUAUUGUAUUUACUGUCAACUCUAAAACAAUCCCCCAAUAAAGAAAAAAAAGUUAGAUUUAGAGUGAGGGAGACAGUAUAAUGGCUAUGCAAAUAGACCUUUCUACCUGAGGCUCCAAAAUCCUAGGCUCAAUCCCCUGCACCACCAUAAAGCAGAGCUGAGCAGGGCUCUGGUAAAUAAUAAUAAUAAGUUGUUCACUGUAGUCUCAGAAUGAUGUAGAAACCAAGCCAUUGGGUCUAGAUUGCAAUUACCAAGAAACACAAGGUUAGGAACCCGGAAGUUCUGGGAGACUUAAAACAAAACAGCAACAUGCCCUGGCAGUCUGUGCUGAGCAAGGAAGGCCAUAAUGACAGCAGGGUUUGUAAGAGCCCCUCAAGUGAAAGAGAACCCCCAGGACUAUCUGAGGUAAGAGGUGCUCUCUCAGCACUCGCUCCCUCAGCCAAGGUGUACUCAGCACAAUGAAGGAGCCCUACUGUGCCAUCCCAAGGGAGUCGCUACCCAGAAAAGUAUCUCCAAAUGCUCUCAGAACUAGUUCCUUUGCUUCCUGUUGCCCCCUCCAGAAUAACCCCAGCAAAGCCCAAAGGAAUGCCUGUGAAAGCCGUGUGUACACUGGAAACUGAAACAUGGCGCCGCAAGACCUUUACAAAUCUACUGGCCAGUGAACAGCAGGACAGAGACUGCAGAGAACCGUGCGCGCGCGGGUGAGUUAGGAAACCAGGUGAAGCGAACUCGGCCUGAAAGCUGACAUGAUUUAUUACCCCAAGUGAGCUGAAACGACUUGGGAAUGGAGCUUGGCCCGACGAAAUAGCUCCAGUGAGCAGUGGGCAAUGUGCUCUUCGUUAUGUACACAAUCCAGAUCAGCUUCAAUCCUGGCCACCACUGCACUGAAGGUCAGUGCUGUGGCCUCUCUCUUAUUUGAUAGGAGGGAGAGAUAGGGGAAAAGAAAGGUCAUGGAACAUCUCCCCUGCAGGUGGGGAGCCGAGGAUUCAAACCUGGGUCCUUGUGUGAGUCUUUGUGCACUUGUGUGCUGGGUCCACCACCACCCGGCCUCCAGCUCGCUCUCGCUCUCACUCCCUCAUUUCUUCCUUUCCUCUCUGUCUCUAUGUGAAAAAGAAGAAAAAUAAGUGAAACCUUCCUAUAUAUCCAAAGGACAUGGGUACACAGAUGUGAAGGGCCAUAAGCACGCCUGUGGUCGCAGUUGCGUUAUCACAAUGCCCGCCAACCCACGGCCGGCUAAAGAAGCUGCGGGGUAUCUAUUCCGUGGAACACGACUCUGCAAUAAGAAUAUGAUGCUAUCGUGCCCUUCGUGACAAAAUGAAAGGAACUUGAGGUGAUGACUCGCAGUGACAUAAGGAGCUGGAGCAUUGAAACACAUGAACUUCCAAAAAGAAAGAGGGAGACAGGUGAUGGUGCACCUGGUUGAGCACACACAUCUGUGUUCAAGGCCUCAGGUUCAAGUCCUUGGUCGCCACCUACUGGGAAAAAGAUUCACGAAUGGUUGAGCAGGGCUGCAGGUGUCUUUCUCUUUCCCCUCAAUUUCUCUCUGUUUCUAUCCAAUAAUAAAUAAAAAUAUAAUUUGAAAAGUAACCCAA
Messenger RNA from Erinaceus europaeus (western European hedgehog), 10046 nucleotides. It is a transcript of the gene F8, whose product is annotated as coagulation factor VIII. NCBI's taxonomy places the organism in Eukaryota, Metazoa, Chordata, Mammalia, Eulipotyphla, Erinaceidae. The record is from RefSeq and is a predicted model, not a curated record. Bases 808 to 7368 code for a protein of 2186 amino acids. The transcript has 26 exons. Gene Ontology annotation, molecular function: copper ion binding; oxidoreductase activity.